Molecule: messenger RNA, 1131 nt
Organism: Arabis nemorensis
Lineage: Eukaryota; Viridiplantae; Streptophyta; Magnoliopsida; Brassicales; Brassicaceae
Source: the annotation of a GenBank genome assembly
AUGUUUUAUUUUGCACAAGUCAAGCAUGCUUUGGGCUAUGCAACUGACGACGACGAUGGCGAUUUCGAAUCUCAAAGCAUGAUUCACGAGGAGAGAGACGCGGCGGCAGAUAGAUCGGAAAAAUCAGGCGGAUCUUGGGGACGAUUGAAGGAGGAUUUUCGGUGGAUCUAUUGGUCAAAAUGGUAUCGGUUUUAUUAUGGCUAUGGAUUCAAUUUCGGGGAUUGGAUAUGGCAAAUCCUAGGUUUUCACACUUCGAAUCAAAAGAUUGCUGAGAUUUCGGGUGUGCGCUCAGGUUAUCUGGGAAAGACAAGGAACAAAGGGGAAUAUUGGCAAAUCUGGAUUCAAUUGCAAUUGAUUACAGAUCGGAUUUGGAAUUGCUUUUCGUUAAAUCAAAGGAUUUCCAUAAACAAUGACGAUCCAAGUUGCGGUGAUAUGGGAAAUAAAUGGGGAUGGUGUAAUCGACUCCAGCUACAAUCAAGGGAUGCGAGAUCCAAGAGUUUAUUGCGAUCUUACAAGAACCCUUACUGGAGAUGUUAUAUAGAGCGUUGUAGCAGGCUUAUGGUUCUACAUCAAAGCAAUCACAAUUCACAUAUAGUUUUGUCUCUCGUUCUCACACAAUUCUAUAUCUCGCGACUGGUGCUACUGGUUACAAUGGGCCAACGCAAUAUGCUAUCCAACGAAGGUGUGGAGAAGUCUCUACCUGCAGUGACAUUGAAAAUGAGAAUCAAGAUUCCACAAUUCGAUAAUUCUGCUUUGGUUCAAGGGUAUUUGAGAACCUUGGUUGGCCGAUGUAUGAAUAUGAGGGUUCAAAACAUGAACAACCUAUUGUUCAUACUUCCUCGAAUCUGGAACGUGGAAGACGGGGUUGCAGGAGCUGACUUGGGAAUGGGCCGGUUCCAGUUUGACUUUGAUGAAGAGGAGGACAUUGUGGAGGUGUUAAAGAUGGAGCCGUUUCAUUUUGAUCAUUGGAUGCUGUCAAUUGUGAGGUGGGAACCCAGGAUUGAAGCUUUUUAUCUGUCGGAUAUUACGUUAUGGGUUCGUAUAAUGGGAGUCCCAUUACACUACUGGGCAGAGCCAACCUUCCGAUCUAUCGGGAAGGCUAUCGGGAGGGUGCAUUUGGUUGAUAGUUGA